Plasmopara halstedii is the source of this 171-nucleotide messenger RNA. RefSeq lists its product as uncharacterized. NCBI's taxonomy places the organism in Eukaryota, Oomycota, Peronosporomycetes, Peronosporales, Peronosporaceae. The coding region runs from base 1 to 171 and encodes 56 amino acids. The transcript is spliced from 2 exons. The record is from RefSeq and is a predicted model, not a curated record.
AUGUUGAAACCCACCGACGGAGAGCUUCACCGAAUCUGCAGUGUUGAAGAACACUAUCCAGCACCUACUGUCAAAGCCUUCGUAAAGUCGAGGCGAAUGACACCGGCGGAAGCUCCGGAUAUCACGACCCAAAUUGGUCAUCUCCUAGAAGCUCAGGUAGAACUUGGUUGA